Messenger RNA from Hemicordylus capensis (graceful crag lizard), 8467 nucleotides. RefSeq names its product homeodomain interacting protein kinase 3 (gene HIPK3). NCBI's taxonomy places the organism in Eukaryota, Metazoa, Chordata, Lepidosauria, Squamata, Cordylidae. Bases 1074 to 4652 code for a protein of 1192 amino acids. The record is from RefSeq and is a predicted model, not a curated record. Gene Ontology annotation, molecular function: protein serine/threonine kinase activity; ATP binding; protein tyrosine kinase activity. The transcript has 16 exons. Gene Ontology annotation, cellular component: PML body; nucleus; cytoplasm. Gene Ontology annotation, biological process: peptidyl-threonine phosphorylation; peptidyl-serine phosphorylation.
AAGAUGACGACAGCCCAGGCAGAGUGACCGACUCCUCUCUCCUCUCCUCUUCUCCUCUCGGACAGAGUCGAUCCGCCUCCCUUCCCCACCUCGGUGUUUGGGGAGUUGGGAAUGCAAGUGAAGGGGCUAAACCAGAGGAGAAAAACCAAACCCAGGAGUCGCCGUCUUCGGGUUUUUUUGUUUGUUUUUUACACACGUAUAUCCCCAAACUCCACGGUGUCUCCAGUGGAUUUUUUUUUUAUUGUACUUCUUUCUUCAAGAAUCGACUGCGCUGAUUCUUGGCUGUCGGGUUAUCCGGGAGGAUUGGGUUGGAAAAGUGGUGUACAUUUAGUGGUGUACACUAUUUUAUAUUGCUUCUCUUCUGAAAUACAAGUUAGUUUUGUAUUUUCCAAAGGGGUGGGGGAAUGCUCCUGCAACCGGACCCUAGGCAUGUUUACUCGGAAGUAAAUCCUAUUUGGUACACGACUCCCAAAGAAGUGCGCGUGGGAUUGCAACCAUAAGACGUCUGGCCCCAGUUACUAGCAGUUAGUCUCGGCUAGGGGUUAGACUGGGAAUCUCAUUUCGAGAACUUAAUCUUUAUUUAUUUACUUAAUCACAGUUAUAUACCGCCCAAACUUUCGUCUCUGGGCGGUAUUCUUGAGACAUGCAGUAGUAGUAGGGUUUCUGUGAGCAUGUACAGAGUGCUUGCUCCACACCAAGUAACCACAACCAGUUUCUGUGCAUUUGCAACUAGGAGAGAUUGAGAGGGUAUAGCUUCCAAAAUGGGUCUGAGGAUGCCUGCACGUCUUUUUAAAGACAUCAACUGCUGCGUACAAUAGGGCUUUAAUCGCCACAUAUCUUCCUCCUCUGUCAGUUGAACUUGAAGCCUCAGUGAACAAAGUUUUCAGUGAGAAGCUGUUGAACUAGAAUGUAUCUGAAGGUUUCAUUCUGCUUGGUCUAGUUUGAACAAAGAUGGGGGUAUAUAAUCUCACUAUGGAUGUCAUUAACUUAGUUCAGCCAGGAAGACUGCAUUAGCACCUGUUAUUGUUGGUGUAAAUUAUCAUUGUCUUCAUCCCAGGUAUUUAGCCACAGGUAUGGCCUCACAAGUCUUGGUUUAUCCACCAUAUGUUUAUCAAACUCAGUCAAGUGCCUUUUGUAGUGUGAAGAAACUCAAAGUGGAGCCAAGUAGUUGUGUGUAUCACGAAAGAGCCUACCCUCAAAUCUAUGUAAAUGGUAAAAAUUUUGUAAUCGCUCAACCUCCCAGCAGGGUUGGUACUUUCUUGAAGGCUACAAACCUGUUUGACAGACCUCAAAGAGAGACUCUUUUGUUGCAGACCAGUGCUGUUGCUUUAAAAAAUAUUGCAGGUGCUACAAAGAUAUUAGCAGUGCGGGCACAGCAACCUCAAGUGGAAGCACCUUGGACUGGGGCACAGGAAAGUGGGUUAACCGUCUUGGACCGCCCCCAGCGAUGUGGACUGAAGCGUAAGAGUGAAGAGUUGGAGAAUACAAGUGGCGCAAUGCAGAUUGUUGAUGAACUGCCUAUAUUGCCUGCAAUGUUGCAAACAAACCUGGGAAACCCAGUGACGGUUGUGACAACGACUGCAACUUCGAAACCAAGUGGUACCAGUGGCGAUGGAGAUUAUCAGUUAGUGCAUCAUGAGGUGUUAUGCUCUCUAAAAAAUACCUAUGAGGUUCUUGAUUUCCUUGGACGAGGGACUUUUGGACAAGUUGUAAAGUGUUGGAAAAGAGGGACAAAUGAGAUAGUGGCAAUCAAAAUUCUAAAGAACCAUCCAUCUUAUGCACGCCAAGGACAAAUAGAAGUGAGCAUAUUAGCAAGACUAAGUACCGAGAAUGCUGAUGAGUAUAACUUUGUGAGAGCAUAUGAGUGCUUUCAGCAUCGUAACCAUACUUGCUUAGUUUUUGAGAUGUUGGAACAGAAUUUAUAUGACUUUCUAAAACAAAAUAAGUUCAGCCCUCUUCAGCUAAAAGUAAUACGGCCUAUUCUGCAACAGGUGGCCACUGCACUGAAAAAGCUAAAAAGUCUUGGUUUAAUACACGCUGACCUCAAACCAGAAAACAUUAUGUUGGUGGAUCCUUCCCGGCAGCCAUACAGGGUUAAGGUAAUAGACUUUGGAUCUGCCAGCCAUGUUUCAAAGACUGUCUGUUCAACAUAUUUACAGUCUCGGUACUACAGAGCACCAGAAAUCAUAUUAGGUUUGCCGUUUUGUGAAGCCAUAGACAUGUGGUCACUGGGCUGCGUGAUUGCGGAACUGUUCCUUGGAUGGCCACUGUAUCCAGGAGCCCUUGAAUAUGACCAGAUUCGUUACAUUUCGCAAACACAAGGCUUGCCUGCAGAGCAGUUGCUGAAUAUUGGAACAAAGACGACAAGAUUUUUCUGUAAAGAAACAGAUGCACCACAUUCUGGUUGGAGACUAAAGACACUGGAAGAGCAUGAAGGAGAGACAGGGAUGAAAUCUAAAGAAGCCCGAAAGUAUAUUUUCAACAGUUUGGAUGAUAUAGUGCAUGUGAACAUGGUGAUGGAUUUGGAAGGAAGUGACCUGUUGGCAGAGAAAGCAGACAGAAGAGAGUUUGUCAGCCUGUUGAAAAAAAUGCUGUUGAUAGAUGCUGACUCAAGAAUCACUCCAGCUGACACACUGAACCAUCCUUUUGUUACCAUGAAACACCUCCUAGAUUUUCCUCAUAGCAACCAAGUGAAAUCCUGCUUUCAUAUCAUGGACAUUUGCAAAUACCAGUCCAAUUUAUAUGAUACAAAUAAUCGCAAUAAAACCACCCAGUUGAGACCAGUUGCCGCAGGCAGUGUACAAGGUUUGACUGCUAAUUUUGCCAAGAUUGGCACAAUACGAAGUCAGACUUUAGCUACAUCUGCCCAUUCGGUUUUACACCACGGAAUACCACUACAGGCAGGAACUGCUCAAUUUGGUUGCAAUGAUGCUUUUCAGCAAACACUGAUUAUAUGCCCCCCUGCUCUCCAAGGAAUUCCUGCUAAUCAUGGGAAGCCCAAUGGUUAUUCUGUGAGGGUAGAUAAUGCAGUUCCAUUGGUAACACAGGCCUCAACCCUACAGCCACUCCAGAUAAGAGGGGUCCUUUCUCAGACAUGGUCUAACAGAACCCAGCAAAUAUUGCUUCCAGCAUGGCAACAAGUAACACCUGUGGCUCCUGCUACGACACUAGCCUCUGAUUCUGUUGCUGGUCCACAGAGGUUUGGAGACUGGGGGAAGGUGAUUCCUCAUAGCAACCAUUACAGCUCAGUGAUGACCCAGUCUCUCUUAACCAAUCAGAUAACUUUAUCUGCCCCUCAACCAAUCAGUGUGGGCAUUGCACAUGUUGUUUGGCCUCAGCCCACACCAACCAAGAGAAAUAAAGUGUGUCAGAACAGGAGUAAUGCAUUACAAAAUACCAAUAUCCAAAAUUCAGCAUUUGUGUCUCCAAAGAUAAUUAAUGUGAAGGCUGGUGAGAAAUUGAGUUGUGUAGAAACACAGGACAAUCAUAACUCAGAGGGACAGGAAAGCAACUGUUGCAAACCGUCUGUCAGGCAGGACUCUGAUUCAUCUGUUUCAAACAAACAACGCCAAGCUAUCAUCAUUGCAGAUUCCCCAAGUCCAGCAGUCAGUGUGAUUACUAUCAGUAGUGACACUGAUGAAGAAGACUUGGCACAAAGGCAUUCAUUUGCAGAAUGUAAAGGUAAUCUAGAUUGUGAAGCUUGCCAGAGUACACUGAACAUUGACCGUGUGUGUUCAUUAAGCAGUCCUGACAGCACUUUGAGCACUAGCUCUUCUGGGCAGUCCAGUCCAUCCCCUUGCAAAAGACCCAACAGUUUGUCAGAUGAUGAACAAGAAAGUGGUUGUGAUACUGUGGAUGGUUCUCCCAGUUCAGACUCUUCAGGCCAUGACAGCCCAUUCCUAGCAAACAGUUUUGCAGAAGACACCAAUGAAAACUCAGAAACAAGAACCUCAGCUAACUUGGAAACCAAACCAGCUAUCUGCACUGUGGUGGUGCCACCAAUGAGAAUAGAGAACAGAUUAAAUGUAGAAGAGCAAAUGACAAAUAAAGUUACCACCUGCCAACCACUGGUAAAACGUCGAUCUGCCCGUGUGAAAACAAACCAUCCUCCUGGCUUGGGUAACCGUCAACGAAAAUUGACAUCAGCAUUCCAUCAGCAGCACUCAAACCUCAGUCAGGUUCAACACUUUGGAUCUGGGUGUCAGGAGUGGAAUGGAAACUGUGGUCAUUGGAGACAGCAGACAUACAUCCCAACUAAUCUUGCCGGUCAUGCGUUCUCCCUUCAGCACGGAAGUCCCACUCACACCUCUGUUCACACACAUUUGGCUGGAAGUACACAUCUUGGAGGACAGCCUGCUAUUCUACCUUAUCCAUCACCUGCAUCCCUCAGUACUGCUGCUCCUGUUGCCCACAUCCUAGCCUCACCAUGUACCUCAAGACCAAUAUUACAGCAUCCCGCUUACAGUAUCUCUCAUCACAGUGGCAUUGUUCAUCAGGUCCCAAUGGGCAUAAACCACCGACUGCUACCUUCCCCAACCAUCCAUCAGACUCAAUACAAACCAAUUUUUCCACCACAUUCUUACAUUGCAUCACCUGCUUACACAGGAUUUCCCUUGAGUCCAACAAAACUCAGUCAGUAUCCAUUUAUGUGAGGAUUCAAGUACAGUGUGCUGAGGAAGCUCAAUGAUACAUACAUCUGAUUUGAGAGGAAAACAUGGUAUUUAAUAAAUAUUAGCCAUGGCACAAGAAAAUUAUUUUUUUGUAAUCAUGUUAGACUUGGGUGCAAUUUAAACAACCUUGAGCUUUAACUCACUUUUAAUGUGUUUUUGCACAUUUGGUAUAACUUGUCUUUAUCAUGUUAUCUUCUUAUAGAGUAACUGCAGACAGGUGACUUAUGGGAGUAGAAAUCCAGUUUUGCUCCUACUAUUUUUUUAUAAAAUUGCCUUCUAACUAGUGCGAGACUUGUCUACAUUUGGGAAGCCAUUGAGUGUACAGAUUUAGAGCAACAGACACACAUGUCAUCAGUAUCAUGUAUGAGUAACUUGUUUGUAUUACGUAACUUGGUGUUCAGUGUCAAGUCACUUAUCUAAAAAGAUUGAGCUGUUCUUCACAUUGCAUGUGUCCUUUGCAUGGGCAAAAUUAAAGUUGCCUAGAAAUUUGCUCUUAAAUGUUGGUGUCCUAAUAAUCUCAGCUGCAUUGUAAACUGUUCCCACACAUAGUGCCUUAAAUAUUUGAGGUUGUUAAUGUUACUAUAUUAUAAAUGUUGAGGACUGCAGCACUUAACAUUCAGAUUUGCUAAUUAUUUGAUAGAGUAAUGCUCUUUCUGUCUUUUUUCUUUUCUUUUUUUUUUAAAGGUGUGUGUGGUAUGAUUUUAGAAUUGGGUGUGUUUUCUUUCUCUAGAGGGCAGCAUGUUUUGCUAUAGCUGAAUUCUGCUGUCUGAUCCCCAACCCCCCCUCCCCCGAAUGAUCAGCUUCAAGAAAAGCAUUUUGUUGUGCUUUAGGAAAAGUUGAUUCAGUAGCUGUUGAAGUUUUAAAAAAGGUGUUUUAUACUGUUCAGUGGAACUGCAAUACAAUCUAAGUAGUUUAUUUUCAAAGUGUUUAUGUCCAACUGGAUUUAAUAACCGUUUUAGAGGUGCAGUAGGCAUGACUUGGCUAGAUUAUGAAAGAAACAAGCAAAAUGCUCAUUGAUUCAUACUGUGGUUUCAUCUUAGCUUGAGCAAACCAUGCAGUAUUUAAUAAAUAGUAGCAGGAUAUUUACUAUUGAAGCUUGAAAAGAUGUGAGUACUUUGUGUGCAAUUUUUCAGUUAUGCAUGGGAGAGAUUACAUUAUAGUAUUUGUUCUAGCCUUUUGGGGAUGUUUUCUUAUUUAAUACAUUCCAUCAGGGACAACAAAUUACAUGAUUAUUUUUCCUAGGAAGUGCAUCUUUUCUGUGUGUUUUUGUUCAAAUAAAAUUGCUUUUGCAGCACCAAAGACUUAAUCAUCCAUUUCUUAUAAAAGGUAGCUACUUUUUCAUAGACCUCAAGUAUAUUGUAGUGUUAGGGAUGAGUUUAAAGGAAGGUAUUAAAGUGAGGCUGUGUUAGCUUAUGAGGCAAGUAAUAAAUUGUAUCAUUUAUCUUGAAUGUAUCAUAGAUAAGCUGCUAUAUAAUGAUUGCCACUUCAGAUAGCUGUGAAAUUAGGUGAUUGACUAGUUCUUAGCCUUCUGAUUUCUGUAUAAGUCUAAUUACAUGAAAUGGAAGUGGGGGGGUGAUUUUGUUUUGUUUGCUUUCAUGUUUGGAGUGUUGUAACUACUAUUUUGUAAAUGAUGGAAGACAAUUGCAUAUGUUACUUUGCAGUGUGUUAUUCGCAUCAGUAUUUUAUCUCCAUUAAUUAUCACUGCAUAUAAGUGGGUGUAUCCAUGUAAUUUAAUUUUUUAUGUGUUCAUAUUGGCAUUGUGUAGACACUUAAAGUGUAUCUUGGUGGCUUGACAACUUUUUUAUGUACUAAAAUUUCUGGAGUACAGUUCGUGCAGUAUGGACUGGAAUAGGAGUGCAAAGGGUUUCUCAAAUGUGAUCCUAAGCAGCUUUACUCAGAAAUAAAUUCUGUUGAGCCCAUUGGGGUCUACUUCUUGGUAAGUGUGCAUAGGAUUACAUCCUCUGCAGACUAACAGCUAAUACAGUUUUUCUUUGCUCCAUCAACACAAGCAGUGUUUUAUUUAAUGAAUGUCUAAAUGAAAUAAUUGUGCCUACAUUUGAUUUACGUUUAAGGACCGGAAACUGAAAUACAGCAGUAUUAGUUCAAAAGAAACCAAAACCAGACGUAAAUUUGAAUGGCUGAAAAAUAGAAAUAAACCCUAACACUUCCCACAAGUCUUGACUCACAGAGGACGUUUAACCUGGCUCUUGUGGUGUGUGUGUGUGUGUUUUUAAGCAGUUCUUGUCCUGCAUAGCAAACUGCUUCUGAAAUACUAGGAAGAUUAAAAAGCAGUUUGUAAAAUGGAAGGGAGGCUGCUGUUAAAAAGCAUUUUAAAGGUCCCACUGGGCCUGAUCUUGGGAGUUAUCUGGAUUGUGCUUCAGUGGUCUUUCAUAAAUAGUGUUAUGCAUUUUGUAUAAAUACAAAUGUAAAUAUAUAAAUAAAAACAAACUGAUUUAAUUUGAAAUCUUUUCAGCACAUACUGAAGCUUAAACAGAUGGAGCCAAGAAAAUAAUCAAGAAGAUUUGUAAUGCUCCUUAACAUUUAUGGUUUAACAAAUUCACACUUUCUGUUUACUCUUUGGUGCUGAGAAUUGGGGUUUCUUGGUGCUAUCUCCAUUGCUGGCAGUGGGUUCACCAGAAACCAAGAGCACCAGAAGUUAGCUGAUUUUUUUUUAAUGAGGGUUACAAAAAUAAGAUGGUUUCUUUUCAUUUACUUGUACCCUUUCUUGUUCUAAAGUAUUUACUGUUUUUUAAAAUUCCACUUAGGGUAUGAAGCUAAUAUGCUUGGCACAUAAUGCCAGAUUUAAAAUAAAAAGUUCUGCUAUCAAUAUUUCCCAAAUGGCAGUCUGUACCUUUGAACAAGAUAUUGCCAAAAGCAACACUUUUCAGAGGUGAUAAGAAAAAUCUGGCACAAUCAACACUGAGCAUAUUGUGCUACUCAAGUUCUAUAUGCCAUGAAGGACCAGACCAUUUGCCCCCUCUCAGGCUAUAGUCCAUGGCUCUCACUCCAACACAGUUCUGUUGAUUCUGAUUUGCCAUGGAAUCUUAGAUUGGUGAUUGUGGUUUCAGAAGGUCAAGGUCUGUCCACAAAGAACUGCUUGCAAAGACAAGGGUAUCAAUCUGUGGUCAAAGUAAUCCCAUAUCUACAUCUUAAUGAUCUGGAUCGAGUCACAGGUGAGCAACCUGUUUUUCUAAUGCCUUUUAAAUAAAACACUGCACGAUGACAAAAUUGCAUACUAUUUUUAAUUUGGUGAUUAAUUUUUAUAUGAAUUCCUUGUAUUCAGUUUUUAACUUUAAUUCAGGGUGUGUUGUUGAUCAAAUAUACUACUGUAUUAACUAUUUUGUUAAUUUUUAAAUAUUCUGUAUUUAGUGCUAAUUUUAACUUUGUGUUGAGUAAAAGCUAAAAUCACUGCAAGCUGUAGAAAGAUUGGUUUUAGAACUAAUGAUAUAGAUUAGGUUACUAAGUUUGAACUGUUGCAGUUUAACAAUUAUUUGUAGACUUGUGGCUUUUUUUGUUCUUGAUUUCUGUGCUACACUAGUUUGCCAUGUAGCAAUUGCACUGUGCAAUAUUACAAUAAGAGGACUGGGAAUAAAAUUUUAUGGAUGUAAUGUUUCUUACAGUUUGCGAUAGUAUUUCUCUCUAGUUCUCAGUGAUUUAAAUGUGACCAAGCCUUCUGUACUUUGUCACAAAAAGCGGGUUUUCCAGGUGACUAUUUUGGUGAGUGUCAAAAUAAGAAUUUAUGGUGUAUUACUGUCUAGAUUCACUUUGAAUUAAAAUAUAUAUUGCAGCAAAUAGAA